Molecule: messenger RNA, 1149 nt
Organism: Hevea brasiliensis (rubber tree)
Lineage: Eukaryota; Viridiplantae; Streptophyta; Magnoliopsida; Malpighiales; Euphorbiaceae
Product: putative F-box protein At3g29830
Exons: 3
Coding region: 1-1149 (382 amino acids)
Molecular function (GO): protein binding
Source: RefSeq, a predicted model, not a curated record
AUGGACAAUAAUAACCGUGACAUGUUCUUGACACUCGAAACCUCUCUUCUCGUGCUUAUCGUUAGUUAUUUGCCUUUCAAAGAAGCAGUAAGGACAAGCAUCCUUUCUAAACAAUGGCGCAAUGUUUGGUGUGAGACGACAAACUUAGAGUUUCAUGAGAAAUUCUUUGUUAAUCUUGAAAAAACUGAUAAGAACCAGAGGAUUCAAAGGAGUUCCUUCUUUGAUUUUGUUAGGAAGUUCCUUGCAUGCUACCCAGGCUAUUCAAAAUUUUGCAAUGUCUUGCUCAAAACCAAAUGGUUUCCUUAUAGAUGUGCAAAACUUUGUCAUUUUUGCCAUCUCAAGAAAUGUGAGGGAGUUGGAACUUCUCUGAUCCUACAUGGAGAGAAGAAGAUGAUCCUGAGAAACAUCCAGCAGUUGUUGAAUUGCCUUUCCAGGUUCAAAAAUUUUACAGUCCUAAAGGGGGUUUCUUUAGGUUGGAUAGAGAUAAAUUUGGCUUCUAUCAAGACUUUGUUGUUGAGUUGUCCUUUGCUAAAGAGUUUGGGUUUAAAAAAGUGUUGGAACAUCGAUCACUUGGAGAUUUGUUUGCCAAACUGGAGGCUGAAGAAUCUAUACAUUGAUAAGUGCAAUUUCAUUCAAGAUUUCUUCUGGAUUGAGGGACCAAACUUACAAUUCUUGAAGUACUCAGGCAAAGUUGGCCGCUUUCACAUGUAUAAUCAGCGUGAAAUUGUGGAGGCUAAUCUUAACUUUGGAAUGGAGCCUGAAUUUGGUGAAAUUGGUUUACUUCUUUAUGAUUUCUUGCAAGAGUUUCUUGCUGUUAAAGUUUUAACUGUGUGUAGUGUUCUCCUUCAGGAUUAUGAACCUCCCUUUGAAUUAAAUCCUCAUGAAUUUUGGUCAAGGAACGCAAAAAUUGAUCAUUGUAUCCAUAGAAGCCUGAAGGUGGUGAACGUCAAGGGAUUUAAAGGCACAAUGAAUGAACUGUAUGUCCUGAGAUACAUAAUCAACUGCGGUCGCAAACUAAGGAAACUGAAUCUCUUUAUCGCCAACAAAGAAGAUGACAAUGGACAAAACAGGAAGAGUUAUAUGGCAAAAGCUCGCCUUGUUAAGAAGUUUCAAAGCUCCUCAAGGAAACUGCAGCUAUUGGUCUUCUAA